This is a messenger RNA of Camellia sinensis, 654 nucleotides long. Lineage: Eukaryota; Viridiplantae; Streptophyta; Magnoliopsida; Ericales; Theaceae. The record is from RefSeq and is a predicted model, not a curated record.
AUGUCUACUACACCUCGUAAUUCCGGUGCACAUAUCCUCGUCUACCCAAUCCCUGCGCCGGGGCACAUUAUAUCUCUCCUCGAUCUCACCCGCCUGUUAGUCACCCACGGCCUCACCAUCACUGUACUGGUCUCCCCAUCUCACCUCCCUCUUCUCCAACCAAUCCUCUCUAGCCACCUGUCCUCCUUCAUCCAACCCCUGGUUCUCCUUCUUCCACACUCCUUCACUUCCUCACAAUCAAGCCUUCUCGGUAAAAUACGCGCCACGGGUGAGCUUUACGAUCCUAUCCUCCAAUGGUUUCGAUUCCACCCUUCGCCCCCUGUAGCCAUCGUAUCUGAUUUCUUCCUUGGAUGGACCCACCGCCUCGCAACCCAUCUCGGCAUGCCACGCCUUGCCUUUUGGCCAUCUAGCGCUUUUACCGCGUCGAUUUUGGAUUCCCUGUGGCGCGGCCUACCCAAGAACAAUGAUCCGAACAAUGAAAAUUUUUUGAUUUCAUUUUUGGAAAUUCCUAAUUCUUCGAUUUACCCUUGGUGGCAAAUAACACCUUAUUAUCAUGAUUUCAAGGAAAGAGACCUAGAACUGAGUUCUUCAGAAAUGGGAUGUUGGCUAAUAAUGAGAGUUGGGGUGUCGUGUUCAACUCGUUCACUAAGUUAG